GACGGGGACUAUGUUGUCUUCCAGCCUGCAAGACCGAAGCUCUGAACCUCCAGGGCCUCUGUCCUUCGCACUGAAGGGGGCUUAUGCUGCAAAACACAGUCAGCACCGGGGCUACCCCCAGAGCUCAUCCCAGAACGCCUCUCAUGACUCCUUUUCUGAUUCCCUAGCAGAUAUGCAGGAAGAAGCCAAGAAUUCCGACAUCCUGCCGGACCUCUCUGCCUUCCUCAGCCAGGAGGAGAUAAACAAGAGUUUGGACCUGGCCCGGGAAGCCAUUGCCCAGUCAGAGGCAGAGGACGUCGAAUCGGAACAGGAGAUCACUCACAUUUUGAACCCCUCUCCCCAGAGCCCCUCGGGAAGCAGCUCCUUUGGGGAGACCAGACGGAGCGAGGAGGCGGCUUCGAACCGGCCGGCUCUGGCCCGGCCGGAGUCUUCAGCGCCCGGGCUUGGUGUCGGCUCCAAGUCCGAGUUGAAGAGGCAGCCCGUCGUCUCCCCGCGGUUGAUGGCCAGCCCCAGCUACAUCCGCAGUCUCAGGAGCGCCGAGAGACGCGGGGCAAAUGUGCGGAGCCCGAGCGCCAAUUCCAAACCGACCGACCCGGGGGAGGUGGGCCCCCGGAGCAAGCUGUGCGACAAGGCGGCUAACUUCAUCGAGGAGCUCUCCUCCAUCUUUAGAGAAGCAGCCAAGCCAAGGAACAGGAGUCCCGAUGGAGAAUCCUCCUCCCCGGACAGUGGAUACCUGUCCCCUAAGAACCAGUCCUCCACCCCAAUGAGCGCUUUAGCCAGCCAGAGUCCCACCACAGACCACCGAGAGAUGAAGGUCGGGGCCCAGUCACCCGACGCCGUCCGCCUCGAUGCUUUCUGCGACGAAGGCCGGCCCCUCUUCCAGUCAGACGACGGCCCCUCUCACCAGCAGCCUGGCCCCUCGAGUUCCCUCCCCACGGCCCCUCGAUUUACCCAGAAACUGAGAAGCCAAGAAGUGGAGGAAGGAAGUAGGGUCCUCCUGGAGUGUCGAGUCACCGGCCACCCGAAACCUCGGAUCAGAUGGUUCUGUGAAGGAAAAGAGCUGCAGAACUCUCCCGAUAUCCAAAUCCAGUGCGAGAGUGGAGACCUCCAUACCUUAAUCAUAGCCGAAGCCUUCGAAGACGACACUGGGCGCUACACUUGUCUGGCAACAAACCCUAGCGGCUCAGAUACAACGUCUGCUGAGGUGUUCGUUGAAGGUGCUAGCUCUACUGAUUCUGAGAGUGAAAGUAUAGCUUUCAAACUGAACCCUGGAGCUAUGCCACAAGCCCAAAAGAAAACAACCUCAGUCUCCUUAACAAUAGGAUCGUCUUCCCCAAAGACUGGAGUGACCACAGCUGUGAUUCAACCCAUAUCGGUUCCGGUUCAACAGGUUCAGAGUCCCACGUCGUAUCUCUGCCGAUUAGAUGGCGCCAACCCGGCCUUCUCUCCACCCAUUUUUACUAAGGAACUGCAAAGCAUCACAGCAUCCGAGGGGCAGGUUGUUGUUCUGGAGUGCAGGGUCAGAGGAACGCCGCCAUUGCAGGUCAAGUGGUUUCGACAAGGCAGUGAGAUUCAAGACUCUCCUGACUUCCGAAUUCUGCAGAAAAAACCUCGAUCUACAGCUGAACCUGAGGAAAUCUGCACCCUGGUGAUUGCAGAAACCUUCCCCGAAGAUGCAGGAAGGUUCGCUUGCUCGGCGAGAAAUGAGUUCGGGUCAGUGACCAGCACUGCCCAGCUGGUGGUCAGCUCAGCCAGCACUGAAGACUGUGGACCCAACUUGUCGACAAGGGAAUCCAAAAGCGAUGAUUUCCAGCCCUUCCCUCCGCCCCCUCCGGCCCCGGAGAUCAGCCCCCUGGAGCCGGUCCCGAAGAAGCCUCUGGAGAAACAGCAGGCGAACCCGGCUGAGAUCAGGCCUGGCAUGGCUGCCCUCCAACUGCAGCUCAACUCCGCCGGCGGGGAGACCAAUGGCAUCCACCUGGGCCAUGGCAUCAAUGGAGUGAUGAACGGCAAAGCUCACGAGGACAGGCCUGCCCCAUCGCCUGCCGCUGUGCUUUCCCCCAUCAAGGAGCCUCCACCACUGCUUGCCAAACCCAAACUGGACCCUUUGAAAAUAAAGCAGUUGCAGAACCAAAUUAGACUGGAACAAGAGGGCAUCCAGUGGCACCAGCCGCCCUCCGGCGGCAUCCAACGGCCCCCUCCGCCCUCCUCCCCUCCUUUCCCGCCUCCCCCUUCUUUCCAGGAGCUCGAGGCUAGCCAUUCCAUCUCCUCCCCAGAGCAAAUGAGCGUUCUCAGCUCCCACUCUGCCCCCGCCAUGCAGUCUUCCAGCUCCUUCAACUAUGCCCGGCCCAAACAGUUCAUCGCCGCCCAGAACAUCAGCCCUGCCUCGGGCUACGUGACUCCUUCCUCCAGCUCCUCCACUUCCAGUCUGCCGUCUCCCAUGUCGCCCACUGCCCCCCAGAAGCAGUUUGGGCGGGUGCCCGUGCCCCCUUUCGCCCAGCCCUUUCCUUCUGAAGGGGAGUACCCGUGGUCUCCAUCUUCCCCUUCCCCGCCUCCGCCUCCCCCGCCGGCCUUCAGUCCAACCACGACCUUUCCCGCGUGUGACUCCUUCCCCCUCCCUCCCCCUCCUCCACCACCACUCCCAGUCUCAGCGCCCUCGCCUUCCUACGGCCCCUUGCCAGCAGCUCGAUUCGGGAACGGCAACCAGACGCCAGCAGCCUUCCUCAGCUCCAUGUUGCCCUCCCAGCCAGCCCCCGUCGCGGUGAACGCUUUAGGACUGCCGAAAGGGGUUACCCCCGCGGGAUUUCCCAAGAAAUCCGGGAGAACCGCGAGGAUAGCGUCCGAUGAAGAAAUUCAGGGCACGAAGGAUGCUGUGAUCCAAGACCUAGAAAGGAAACUGCGCUUCAAGGAGGAUCUCCUGAACAAUGGCCAGCCGAGGCUGACAUAUGAGGAGAGAAUGGCUCGUCGCCUGCUGGGUGCCGACAGUGCCGCGACCGUCUUCAGCGUCCAGGAACCGGAAGAGGAGCCUGCCGGCCAGGAAAUUGAGUCUCGCCCUGCUUCUCUAGGGAGCCCUCGAGAUGCUCAAAAGGAAUACAAGGUCUCCAGCUGCGAACAGAGACUCAUCAGCGAAAUUGAGUACAGGCUGGAGCGGUCCCCCCUGGACGAGUCGGAGGACGAUGGCCAGUGGGCGGCCGAGCCGGCCGGAGGUCCCGGCGGGGCCCCGUACCUGGAGACGAAGCUGAAACACUACAAGAUCUUCGAGGGAAUGCCGGUCACCUUCACGUGCAGGGUGGCUGGGAACCCGAAGCCCAAGAUCUACUGGUUCAAAGACGGGAAGCAGAUCUCCCCAAGGAACGAUCACUACAGUAUUCAGCGAGACCUCGACGGGAUCUGCUCUCUCCACACCGCAGCCGCCACCUUGGAUGACGACGGGAAUUACACUAUCAUGGCUGCCAGUCCGCAGGGUCGAGUCAGCUGUACCGGAAGGCUGAUGGUCCAGGCCGUCAACCAGAGGGGCCGCAGCCCCCGCUCUCCCUCGAGUCAACCCCACGUUAGAAGGCCUCGAUCUCGCUCAAGGGAUAGUGGAGAUGAAAACGAACCGAUCCAGGAACGGUUUUUCAGACCUCACUUCUUGCAGGCUCCUGGGGACCUUAUUGUCCAAGAAGGAAAACUCUGUAGGAUGGACUGCAAGGUGAGCGGCUUACCCACCCCGGAUCUGAGUUGGCAAUUGGAUGGGAAACCAAUCCGCCCUGAUGGCGCUCACAAGAUGCUGGUGCGUGAGAACGGCGUGCAUUCCCUCAUCAUAGAACCUGUCACCUCCAGGGACGCGGGCAUCUACACCUGUGUAGCCACUAACAGGGCUGGACAAAACUCCUUCAGCCUGGAGCUUGUGGUCGCCGCUAAGGAAGCGCACAAACCCCCCGUGUUUCUCGAGAAGCUGCAGAACACAGGCGUGGCGGACGGGUACCCAGUGCGGCUGGAAUGCCGCGUCUCCGGAGUGCCGCCACCUCAGAUAUUCUGGAAGAAAGAGAACGAGUCACUCACUCACAGCACGGACCGAGUGAGCAUGCAUCAGGAUAACUACGGCUACAUCUGCCUGCUCAUUCAAGGAGCCACGAAAGAUGACGCCGGAUGGUACACCGUGUCGGCGAAGAACGAAGCCGGGAUAGUGUCCUGCACCGCCAGGCUGGAUGUGUAUACCCAGUGGCAGCAGCAGCCGCAGACCACGAAGCCGAAAAAAGUGCGUCCCUCCGCCAGUCGCUAUGCGGCACUUUCCGACCAAGGACUGGACAUCAAAGCGGCGUUCCAGCCUGAGGCCAACCCGGCUCAUCUGACGUUGAAUUCGGGGUUGGUAGAGAGCGAUGACCUGUAAAAUCCAGUAUUUCUUUUCUAAGCGGAAACACUGAAAGCCAUUGCCUUGACCAACACUAUUCCUAUGUCACUUUACGUAAAAGGCUGAUACACGCCACCAACUACAGGAGAUAAAGGACACCUUAACCGUAUUGUACCAAAUUAAUUAAGAGUAGAGGUAUCUGGUAUAAGUAUUAACAGAAAUGUACACAAGGCACAGAAAGAUCACAAUCACCGUCCGGUUUUAUACUUAGGCUAGAACUGUUCUGGGGAACGUAGAAAUGCCAAAAUGUUAACAGAAACCCGUUUGUCAAAAAUCAGCACAGCUCAUCUGCGUCACCAAGUGCCUUUAGACCAGAGCUGUAGGUGCUACCCGGCAUCAAUGGGAAAUGUUUAAUCUGAGGCAGUUGGACUUCAAAGAAAACUAGAAGUACGGGACUCCAAAACAUCAAAGCGUCCCAACAGCUACAGCGAACAAGUGCAAUAUGUAAGAAUAAUAAGCGAGGAGAAAGGACAAAGAAUCCCAAGCAAUUGCCUUGUCUCUGCAGAUUGUUUAAUAUUAUAUCCCGAGGAAAGGACUCCUUGCCUUAAAUGCUAUCUGUGUCGAUAGUUUUCAAGUAUGGUUGAUGCCGUCCCUGAUUUUUUUUUUUUUUCUUUUUAUAUAUUUUCCUCUCUUGGCCCCUGGCAGGAGCUCAUUUACAAAUAAUACUGAAAGGCUAAUUUAAGUAUAAAUAAUUUAACAUUCUGAGUAAGAGCUGAGGUGUAAUACGAUCCGUUCCGAAAAAGGAAUCCCGACGCCCAAGGAAGCAAGGCACGUUGUAAGUGGAGGAAGUGGGGGGAAAGGACGUGGGUCAGAGCCAGACCUCUCUUUGGGUUUCUUCCACAGGAAUCCCAAAUUUCAUUGAAGAAACACUGCCGUUCCCGAGUCUAGAUUUCCGAGGUCAGUUGGAAGUGCAGGUAGCAGGGGACUAGCGGCGAAGUUGGAGCCCGUGGGAUGAAUGAGUGGUUGGGGCGUGAAGGAGCACAGAGCAAGUGGAAUACGGAUUGAGGCUGCAGAACCUGGAAGUGACAAGUCAACAGCUGUAGGUCUAGCGUAGAUACUGAAGGGAAGCGGAGGCCAGAGAGUAGCGCCGCCGACUUAUGCCAAGAUGGUUCUGAGGGCUUUUACCCUGGCAUAAGGAAUCGGUGGAUGGUAAAAAAAUUUUUGUCCCUCCCCUGCUGCCCCAGCCUUGGAGGAGAAAUGGCCCUGAGCACGGAGGGUGAAGACAAUUAAGAACAAAGGCUGCUUUCUGAAUGAGAGGAGAUUCCACUUCCAACUGGAUUGGGUCCAGUCAACCCGCUGGGGUAGUUUGGACUCAGAACCGAUGGGUUUUAAUGAGGAGAAAGGAUUGGGCCUGGCCUAAGAGAACACAAUGGUACGAAAGUACUUUUGCUAUGAAAGGAAAACACUGUAUUCCUUAUAUGAAGCACAUGUAUCUUUCAUUAUUUAUAAUAAAAGUGUUGAAAUCUCAGCUCAGUUAUUCAAGUCAGUACUUAGUUUUUGAAAAAAAGAAUUUUGUAAUUGUGUACCACCACCCCCCCCAUAUAUUUUGCAUUACUGCUAGCUAUUGUAUUGCUUUAUACCUCUUUGUAAGGACACCAACCAGGUUUUAAGUGAUCAAUAAACUUUAGCACAUAAGGUAGCUGUUGUUCUAUGCAGAGGGGUACUGGUCUCUCCGACCACACUCCCAAAAAUCGCUCCGGCAAACUGAAGAGGCAGUACACAAUCUGUCAUAGAACGGUCCUACCUGUAUUUUAGAAAAGUGUAUUUUAUAUCACGUAUUGAAUUUUUCUGAAUGUGAUUUUGCUAACUUACUGGUUUUUAGCUUCACUAGCAUUAUUUUGCCACCCUUUAUAUUUAUAAAGAAACGAUGUACUAUCAUAUAUUACUUUGGACUGUUGUGUUGAUAUGUGGAUU
Tachyglossus aculeatus (Australian echidna) is the source of this 6304-nucleotide messenger RNA. It is a transcript of the gene PALLD, whose product is annotated as palladin, cytoskeletal associated protein. Lineage: Eukaryota; Metazoa; Chordata; Mammalia; Monotremata; Tachyglossidae. Bases 11 to 4369 code for a protein of 1452 amino acids. Gene Ontology annotation, cellular component: plasma membrane. The record is from RefSeq and is a predicted model, not a curated record. The transcript is spliced from 21 exons. Gene Ontology annotation, biological process: homophilic cell-cell adhesion.